GUUCGACAAUGCGACUGGCUUAUGAUUAUGGAAAAUGUGCAAUGUCAGAAUUUUUUUAGUUGAAUCAUACAUCUAGUGAUUUUGUUUAGGAAAAAGUAUAAUGAUUUUUCCGAAUAUUUCAAAAUUUUUUUUAUUUUUACAAGUCCAACCUAACUUAAAAUACGAACAAUAACUUAAAAUAUAAAUAUUCAUCAUUAAAAUUGUUGCAUUAGCAACUUUGUACUAAGAAAAUGGCUUCUAGAGUGGUUACAGUUUUAGCUCCAAAUGGACGGCGACAGACUGUUAAAUGUACUUUGAACACUACCAUUUUACAAAUUCUGGAAGAUGUAUGCAAAAAGCAGGGUUUUGAACCUUCCGAAUAUGACAUAAAACACCAUAAUAAAGUGUUAGAUACAUCUUUGACUGUCCAGUUCUCUGGCUUACCCAAUAAUGCUCAACUAGAACUUGCAACAACUAGUCGAACAAGACAAGAAUCUGAAAUAACAGUGGCUCUAAACCUUGAAGAUGGUACUCGUAUUCUAGGUACAUUUCAGCCUUCUAACACACUGCAAGAUGUACUCAACACCUUGUACAAGAAUGAACAAUCAAAUCCUGUCAUUAUAUACAUGAGACAAGAAAUAUAUGGAGAAGCACUCUCUACAACUGAUUUACGUAGCUUAGGUUUAACAAAAGGUAGAGCUAUGUUACGUGUUGUUCAUAAGACACCAGAAGAAUUGAAAACUCAAGCUAAUGUUUCAAAUACUAUACCAUCAAAACCAGUAAUAGAAAAACCUUACAAGAGAGUGUUCCAACCUAUUGAAACUGAAGAAAGCAAAGUAACUCCUGCAAGUAAAGAGACUACUAGUGAUAAAAUCUCAAACCAGGCGAAGAAUUAUUCUGUUCGUCCAGAUAUCUUGAAAUUAGCCAAGGAAAAAAUUCCAGAUGAUAAAUCUACAACAAUAGAAGAAAGUACACCAAUGGAUGUUGAUGUACAAGAAAUUAACAAAUUUGAGGAUAAAUCUGAUUCAUUAUUGACUGACAGUGAAGUUAUUGCUACAGCUGAUGAAGAACCUAAAAAUGAGAAUAUAAAAGCAAUGAAAAUGGAAGAUUUUCCCUUUACAGGGGUCAGGAAUGGUUUGAUAUAUACCAUAGAGACCAGUAAUCCCAAACCAAUGGAAGAUCCUCCAGAUGAAUUCUUCAAUCUCACUAUAAAUGAUGCUAAAAAAAUUCUGAGAGAUGUUAGAAAACAAGCUGAAGAUGAAAGUGAAGGAAGACCUCUUCUAACUGCAGCAUUACGUGACUUGGAGGAAUCUAAGAAACAAUUAAAUUAUCUCAAUAGAUACAAAAAAUGUAUUAUAAGGAUCCAAUUUCCAGAUCGAGUAAUUUUACAAGGUGUGUUCGCUCCUAAAGACUCCAUCAAAAAUGUUUCGGAUUUUGUCAGAGAGCAUUUAGCUAUUACUGAUAUACCAUUCUACCUCUAUACAACUCCACCUAAGAACAUUUUACCAAAUGAUAAGAUGUUAUUUGAAGUAGACUGUGUUCCUGUGGCCUUAUUACAUUUUGGGAUAGAAGAGAAGUAUAAAAAUGAUCAAAUCAAAUUUCUCCGUGAAGAUCUCAGGGAUAAAUUCACAACAAGUUCUUUGGCAAGCUUAGCAGCUCAAAUGAUACGAAAAGAAGCCAAAGAAAGGUUUUCAGAAGCAUCAGAUUCGGCAGUUGCUGGAUGUAGUAAAGAUUCCGAUCCUUCGAGUAAUCCAGCAAAAAGGAAUUUGAACAGCUCGGGAAAAGUUCCUAAAUGGUUUAAGGGUACUUGAAUUGUGUUGUUUCAUUUUUGAAUUUGUAUUUUUAUGUUCAAUUUUGUUAUGUCUAAUCGAUAAUCCUUUGUAAAAAUGUUGUGUUUUAUUUUUGCUUCUAAUUUGUCUUAACAUGGAAUAAAUCAUUUCUUUCUGUG
Harmonia axyridis is the source of this 1927-nucleotide messenger RNA. RefSeq names its product tether containing UBX domain for GLUT4. The record is from RefSeq and is a predicted model, not a curated record. Gene Ontology annotation, molecular function: protein binding. The transcript has a single exon. Bases 231 to 1790 code for a protein of 519 amino acids. Lineage: Eukaryota; Metazoa; Arthropoda; Insecta; Coleoptera; Coccinellidae.